CGCGGGAACGCGCAUGACGUUUGAAGCUCACAGCGGAUUUACCGGAGCCCCGGGCCCGGACAGGAAACGAUUGUUUCAGUCUGUUCAAUGUGAAAAUUGGUGAACUUCUGCCAAAACGUUUUAGAUGGUCCCUUGGCGCCCAGUAUGGCCCAGGUGUCAAGUAGUAAUGGGCUCAGACAAAAAGUAUCUUCACCUACGACAAGCACAAAAGAUGUUGAUAAGGAAGAGGCGCUGCAGAUGGAAGCUGAAGCGUUGGCCAAACUGCGCAAAGAAAGAAAUGUAAUCGGCAAUCAGAACAAUGAUUUCCUCAAAGUGUCUCCGGUCUCCAUCAAGCAGGAUACGGAUCUUAUGGUCUUCCCAGAGUCUGAUGCCAAAAAGAGGAGUGAAAGAAGCUUGCAAAGUACAGACUUCGAUAAACUAACUCCAGCAGAGCUGGAGAAGCUGCUGCUGGACGAAAAUUUUGAGUGUAGCAAACCACCCAAGCCACUAGCUGUAACUCAGACGCAAUUAUUUAACCCUUGCAUCUCCACACAGUAUUGCCUUCAGCCGUCCUUUCAAAGGAACCAUUGGGGAUCUAGCAUCCAGGGACCUGCUUCAUGCACUUUACCACCAAAUUUCUCUAUACCAUUUCCAAAAUGUUCUGAUCCUUUCCAGAAUGGGUUCAAUACAAACGUGUCUGUUGUGCCACGUAAGGAGACUGUCUAUCUUGGGUUGCCUGCUCAAGUGCCAUUUGUGUCUUUCCCUAUGUCGACAGGCACAGCUUCGUUCCAUUUAACUCGGAGCCUACCAACUUUCUCAAACAUGGUCAGCCCAGACAUGGCCAAAUUAUUAGACAAAGUAGCGAAGACUUCUGAAUUUUUAAAGAAUGGGAAGUCCAGCCAUGACAGUGACUUGGCACGAACAGAGAUUGAUGUAAGUUCUAUGCAGAGGUCAGAAAAGCCAGAUGAUAUUAGUAAAUUUGAUUGGUUGGAUCUCGAUCCUCUUAGCAAACCCAAGGUAGAUAGUGUGGAAUUGUCAAGUCCUGCAUCAGAGACUGUAGUAUCGUUUUGUGAGCCUGGGUCAGAAGAUCCAUGGGAUGCGGUACUGCUGGAAGAGAAACCUGUAAAACCUGAUCAGUUUGACAGGAAAAUUAAUGCUAAAUCUCCAUCCGGAGCUACUGUUACACGGAGCCAUUCUUUGAACCUCAGAAUGACACAUUUGCAGCUAAGCAGAGGCCAGACCAUAGAGACAGACAAUGGGACUAGUAUCAGAAUUUCGUCAGGAAAUGCUGUUUUUCAGGAACUGGAAGCAGAAGAUGAGGAAGCAGCAUCUUUCUGUGAGGAAGUUGCAAAACUCAGGAAGCAGUACCCCUGGCACAACCUCCUCUGCAAUCCUGGCUAUAUUCUCAGCACGGUGAUGCCACAGAGAAAUGUCAGUGGGGAAUUGAGCAGUGUGAAGGUAUUGAUAGAGAUUGAAGGAUUCCAGCAGCCGGUAACGUUCACAUGCGAUGUGAGUUCACCGGUCGAAGUGAUCAUUAUACAGGCUCUUUGUUGGGUCCACGAUGACUUGAACCAGGUGGAUAUAGAAAGCUAUGUCCUGAAAGUGUGUGGUCACGAAGAGGUGUUACAGAAUAAACACUGUCUGGGAAGCCAUGAAUACAUCCAAGUAUGUCGAAAAUGGGAUGCGGAAAUCAGACUCCAGUUACUGUCUGUCAACACAAUGUGCAGAGAUCUUGCUCGCACAGCUGAAGAUGAUGAGAUGCAGAUAGAUCUUAAAAAACAUUUGUCUCUUCUUGACCGACCAUUUAAAGAGCCAAUCACACGGCAUAGCUUUGAAGAAUUGCUGGAUGCCUACCAUGAGCAAGUCAGCAUGUGUCUAAAAAACAAGGGCAAUCAGUACAAAGUGGUUGAUCUUGUGAUUAAAGCAGUCCGAAACCUCUGCAAAACCGCUGACAGUGUAGAAACCCAGGCAAUCAAUGAAUCUAUUAAGAAACUCCGGAGGGCAGUGAACCUCCCCAGGAUAAAGACAGCGAAUUCACCCAGAACCACAGAUGGGUCUGACUCCAUUGCUUCAGACGGUUCUACCCGGAGUGAUAAUCCUUUAGAGGAGAGUUUGAGUGCGCUUACUACUGCCGUUCACAAUCUUCUUCAACUCCACUUUGACUCAUUUGUCACAUCCAGUUCCGUUAAAGCCACUAGCGAUGACAGAAUCACGAAAGAAGCCCAAAGCACUGCAGACCAUCUGCAGUUCACCAUUUUUGCUGCCCAUGGAAUACCUACAGCCUGGGUGUCCAGCUUUGAAAAAUACUACCUGGUUUGCUCGCUUGUCCAUAAUGGGAAGGACACGUUUAAACCUAUCCAGUCCAAAAAAGUGGGAACUUACAAAAGUUUCUUUUAUCUUGUCAAAUGGGAUGAACUGAUAAUUUUUCCAAUCCAGAUAUCACAGAUGCCUCUAGAAUCCAUUCUGCAGCUGACAUUGUAUGGGAUAUUAAACCCAAACAGUGGUGGUUCUCCUGAUUCCAACAAGCAGAGGCGAGGACCAGAGCUCCUGGGUCAAGUCUCUCUACCACUCUUCAAUUAUAAACGGCUGCUAACUUGUGGAACCAAGCUUUUAAACCUGUGGACGUCCUUCCCCGUUAACCCAGCUCCUGGAACAGUUAGCAGAAAGUCCAACCAGAUGCAAAAACUCGUUUUACAGGUUGAUUUCCCAUCUCCUGCAUUUGACAUUGUUUACCGCACUCCUGAACCUGCAAGUAGCAACGCACGGCAAAACAUUGACACCCUGAGCAAGGAGGCGAAGUCCAGGCUUCUUUCACUUCUUGCCAAAGAUUCAAUAUUUGGGUUAUCAAAGGAAGACAAGGAAUUUUUAUGGGAAAAACGUUACUAUUGUCAUGAGUAUAAGGACAGCCUUCCAAAGAUUUUGGCAAGUGCCCCGAGCUGGGAUGUAGCUUAUCUGAGUGACAUCUACUCGUUAAUCCUUGACUGGCCUCCACUGCAUCCUGUCACUGCUUUGGAAAUGCUGAAUGUGAGAUUCUCCAAUCAGAAAGUGCGCUCGAUAGCUGUGAAAUGGAUUGACAGUGCUCUGAGUGAUGAUGAAUUGGCUGAUUUUCUGCCACAGUUUGUGCAGGCUCUACGAUAUGAAAUCUAUUUGGAUAGUGCUCUUGUAAGAUUCCUUUUAUCUCGGGCUUUGGGAAAUAUUCGCAUUGCACAUUAUCUGUAUUGGUCACUGAAAGAUUCGCUGAAUGAUCCUUAUUUGGGGAAAAGGUAUGAGCAGAUCCUUGGUGCCUUACUUUCAGUUUGUGGAAAAGGACUGCGCAGUGAACUGGAAAAACAGACUAGACUUACUCAGGUGCUUGGAGCUGUAGCUGAAAAAGUUCGCCAGACCAGCGGUUCUGCGAGACAGGUGGCUCUUCAAGAGGGCAUGGAGCGUGUACAGCUUCUGUUCAGGAAGAGUUUUUGCCGUCUUCCCCUAAACCCCAGCCUGGUUGCCAGAGAACUUAACACUAAGGUAUGUUCUUUCUUCAACUCUAACGCUGUGCCGCUGAAAAUCACCAUGGUCAAUGCCGAUCCGGUAGGGGAGGAAAUUAACGCCAUGUUUAAGGUGGGGGAAGAUCUGCGCCAGGAUAUGCUUGCACUGCAGAUGAUAAAGAUUAUGGAUAAACUCUGGCUUCAAGAAGGACUAGACCUUCGCAUGGUCAUCUUUAAGUGUCUUUCGACUGGCAAAGACAAAGGCCUAGUGGAAUUAGUUCUGUCAUCAGAUACCCUGAGGAAAAUCCAAGUGGAAUAUGGAGUGACGGGAUCUUUCAAGGACAAACCUCUCGCAGAGUGGCUGAGAAAAUACAACCCAUCUGAGGAAGAGUAUGAGAAGGCCUCGGAAAACUUCAUAUAUUCCUGCGCUGGGUGUUGCGUUGCUACAUACGUGCUCGGGAUCUGCGAUCGUCACAACGAUAACAUUAUGCUGAGAAACACUGGACAUAUGUUUCACAUCGAUUUUGGGAAGUUUCUGGGACAUGCACAGAUGUUUGGUAGCUUUAAAAGGGACAGGGCCCCCUUUGUAUUGACCUCAGACAUGGCCUAUGUAAUUAACGGAGGGGAAAAGCCCACCAGCCGAUUCCAGUUAUUUGUGGAUCUCUGCUGUCAGGCGUACAACUUGUUGAGGAAACAUUCACACCUAAUCCUUAAUCUGCUUUCAUUGAUGCUCUCCUCUGGUUUACCUGAACUCACAGGAAUUCAGGAUUUGAAAUAUGUUGUGGAUGCUCUCCAGACUCAAGCUACAGACGCCGAAGCCACCACUUUCUUCACAAGACUUAUCGAAUCCAGUCUGGGUAGUGUGGCUACCAAGUUUAAUUUCUUUAUUCACAAUCUGGCCCAGCGCUUUUCUGGGCUCCCUUCAAAUGAUGAACCUAUCCUUUCAUUUUCCCCCAAAACAUACUCUCUGAAACAGGAUGGUCGCAUCCGAGGGGCCUCGGUCUUCACUUACCACAAGAGAUAUAAUCCAGAUAAAUUCUAUAUUUAUGUAGUCCGAGUGAUCAGAGAUGGCCAGGACGAAUCAACUUUCAUCUUCAGGACGUUUGAUGAGUUUCAGGAGCUGCACAACAAGCUCAGCCUCCUCUUUCCCCUAUGGAAGCUCCCGGGUUUUCCCAGUAAAGUGGUUCUCGGCAGAACCCACAUAAAGGAAGUGGCAGCUCGAAGGAAACUGGAAUUGAACAGUUACAUGCAGAGUCUUCUGAAUAGCUCAGCCGAAGUGUCCGAGUGUGAUCUGGUUUACACCUUUUUCCAUCCAUUGCUGCGGGAUGAGAAGGCAGAAGGAUGUGAUCGGAUGGUGAAGGCAAUUGAAGACCCACCAUUAAGUCCGUCAUCUGGGAAGAUUGAAGGAGAAGUGAAACUCUCAAUUUCAUAUAGAAAUGGCACUCUGUUUGUCAUGGUGAUGCACAUAAAAGAUCUGGUCACAGAAGACAACAAUGACCCAAAUCCUUAUGUCAAAACAUACCUUCUCCCGGACCCUCACAAAACAUCCAAACGCAAAACUAAAAUAGCAAGAAAAACGUGCAACCCAACAUUUAACGAGAUGCUUGUGUACAGCGGUUAUAACAAAGACACAUUGAAACAGAGGGAGCUCCAGUUAAGCGUGCUUAGCGCCGAGUCGCUGCGAGAGAAUUUUUUCCUGGGAGGAUUAACGUUACCACUAAAAGAUUUUAACCUCAAGCAGGAGACUAUCAAGUGGUAUAAACUGACAGAGGUACCGUAUUUCAGCUAACAUUUCUACGGACAACUGGGAUUCUUCACAAAAACUUCAUUUCAAAAAGCCUUUGGACCAACAUCUGUGAAUUGGAGCAGCAAUUCGUCUUAUGGAGCAGGCUGUAGAUUUUUAAAUGUGUAUUUAAACUUAGAAGUCUAUUUUUCACUCCACAUCCUGUUUUUAUGGCAUUACAGAUGGAAUAAAAUAUAUUAAGCAU
This is a messenger RNA of Pelobates fuscus (common spadefoot toad), 5434 nucleotides long. RefSeq names its product phosphatidylinositol-4-phosphate 3-kinase catalytic subunit type 2 alpha (gene PIK3C2A). The record is from RefSeq and is a predicted model, not a curated record. The transcript is spliced from 33 exons. Bases 145 to 5235 code for a protein of 1696 amino acids. Gene Ontology annotation, biological process: cell migration; phosphatidylinositol-3-phosphate biosynthetic process; phosphatidylinositol-mediated signaling. Gene Ontology annotation, molecular function: phosphatidylinositol binding; 1-phosphatidylinositol-3-kinase activity; 1-phosphatidylinositol-4-phosphate 3-kinase activity. Gene Ontology annotation, cellular component: cytoplasm; phosphatidylinositol 3-kinase complex; plasma membrane. Lineage: Eukaryota; Metazoa; Chordata; Amphibia; Anura; Pelobatidae.